CGCACAUUUGACCCAAAGUUGUGAUUGUUUUCGUCACGAGAACGCAAUUAUAAUCGCAUUAAACCUGCUUUUGUGACCACAAAUGCACUCGUUUUCUGUCCCACUUACAAACCUGCUUCUCUGACACACUCUCCCUCUCUCUCGCUCUGACCACGAAUGACCCGAACUUCACUUCACUCUCGCUUUCGCUCAAAAGUGAUGCUCUUCUUCUGCUGACAGAACCGCUCAAAAUGGCCGCAACGCUCAUCACCGCAGCAAACAGUCAUCUCUUUGAUUACGAGUCGCAAGAAGACAAGGAUUUCCUGCACGCCAUGGAACCGCUGCACGUCUUCGACCCGUUCGUCGCCUCCAACGACCAGAUCCUCGACUUCGACGCCUUCUCGGUGGACAACUGGACACUCAAAGCACCCGAACAGUGGCAGCCGCACGACGUGAGCGACUGGAUCCGCACGUGGGCCGCGCACAACGGCAUCCAAGACCUGGAAGUGGCGCACCUGCUCUACAACCACAUGCCCGGCUACGAGUUGUGUCAAUUGAGACGCGAGUACUUCACGUCCGUGUGUCCGCAGUUCGGCGACGCCAUCUUCGACGCGCUCCAACACCUCAGACAACAGUUUCGCCCGGAGUUCCAGUUCGACCUCCUCUCCGCCUCCGUGUGUCUCGACCUGGACGCCCAUCACAGCCCGUCGUCCACUACCGAGUCGGACCGCGAGAGCACUUCUUCCAACCUGAGUGCCGUCAAUGAGCGCAAAGUGUUUGCGAUUCCCGAACAAAAGCAGUCAAUUCCCGUUCCGUGCGUGAAGAAGGCCGGACGCAGAGGUCGUCCGCCGAAGAAGGACGCCAAAUCCAGGAGCAAAGGCAACGGAAAGCUGUGGGAAUUCAUUCGCGAUCUUCUGCUGAACGGCGCCACAAACCCGUCGAUGAUUCGUUGGGAGCGACGCGAGGACGGCGUCUUCAAGUUCGUGCAGAGCGACAAAGUGGCCAAAAUGUGGGGCGAGAGGAAGCAGAACCCAAGGAUGACUUACGAGAAGCUGAGUCGCGCCAUGAGGUAUUACUACAAAUCGCAAGUUCUGCUGCCGGUGUUCGGCCGCCGCCUCGUCUACAAGUUCGGGCCGAACGCCACGGGUUGGAGACCACAGUUCGAUCACAUCUCGAUUCUCCAAAAUGGUUAAGAUUUUGAGAGCGAAUGCGGUUUUUAUGCAAAUUUGAGCCAAAAAUGAACUUUUUUUCUCUAAUUCAAGGUUUGAAUCAAAAAUAUAUUUUUAGUGAAAUUUUACUCAAUUUUUAGUCAAUUUUUGAAUCAAUUUCCAUUCAAAGCAUUCAUUGUCUCUUAAAUGCGUUUUCUCUCUAUUUAUUAUAAUUAUUGCUUUAAUUAUCUCCG
Messenger RNA from Medioppia subpectinata, 1381 nucleotides. Lineage: Eukaryota; Metazoa; Arthropoda; Arachnida; Sarcoptiformes; Oppiidae. The record is from the annotation of a GenBank genome assembly.